AUGCGUGGGGCAUUUUCUUGUAAUUAUAGACUUCAACCAACGUCAGUGGUUCCCUUUCACGCGGCGAUCCCGCGGUACCUCCUCUCACGGCCUCUCCUCGUCGUCCGUCGUGUCGUCUCAAACAGCCGAACACGCACUAUCACAGUCGCGGCCCUAUCGCGACUGCCUCGCUACCACGUUUCCGCACUAGCCCCAGCAGCCGCACUUGAGUGCGCGAACGACAGCAGAAACGGGAGCUUCCAACCCCGUGCAACCGCCUCGUCUUCCUUCUCGCCAGCUCAAUUCGCAUUCCCGCCUCCCCGUUUCUCCUUUCCAAUCCCCAGGACCCCUUCCGGUCACCCCGUUUCCCCUUCCCGCUUCCCCAAUUCCCCUUCCCGCCUCUCCGUUUCCCCUUCCCGCUCCCCGUUUCCCCUUCCCACCACCCCGUUUCCCCAUCCCGCUCCCCGUUACCCCUCCCCGCCUCCUCGAUUCCCCUUCCCGCCUCCCCGUUUCCCCAUCGCGCUCCCCGUUACCCCUUCCCGCCUCCUCAAUUCCCGUUCCCGCCUCCCCGUUUCCCCUUCCCGCUCCCGAUUUCCCCUUCCCGCCUCCCCGUUUCCCCGUCCCGUUCCCGUUUCCCCUUCCCGCCUUCCCGGUUCCCCGUCCCGCUCCUCGUUUCCCCUUCCCGCCUCCCCGUCGACCCUUCUCGCUCCCCGUUUCCCCUCCCCGCUCCCCGUUUCCGCUUCCCACCUCCCCGUUACCCCUUCCCGCCUCCUCAUUUCCCCUUCCCGCCUCCCCGUUUCCCCUUCCCGCCACCCCCGUUUCCCCUUCCCGUCUUCCCAUUACCCCUUCCCGCCUCCCCGAUUUUGCUUCCUGCUCCCCAUUUCCCCUUCCCUCCUCCCCGUUUCCCCUUCCCGCUCCCCGUUUCCCCUUCCCACCACCCCGUUUCCCCAUCCCGAUCCCCGUUACCCCUCCCCGCCUCCUCAUUUCCCCUUCCGCCUCCCCGUUUCCCCUUCCCGCCUCCCCAAUUCCCCUUUCUGCCACCCCGUUUCCCCUUCCCCGUCUCCCCGGUACCCCUUCCCGCCUCCCCGUUUCCCCUUCCCGCCUCCCCAAUUCCCCUUUCCGCCACCCCGUUUCCCCUCCCCGUCUCCCCAUUACCCCUCCCCCCUUCCUCCCUCUCAUUUCCCCCCCUUCUCCUUUUUCUCCCCGCUUCUCCCUCUCAUUCGCCCCCUUGCUCCCUCGCAUGUCCCCCCUUUCCCCCUCUCGUUUCCCUCCCAUUCACCUGCCCAUUUGCCCCCCUUCUCCCUCUCAUCUCCCCCCUUUCUCCUUCUGUUUCGCCCUUCUCACACUCUUCCCCCUCCCCACCUUGCUCACUAUAUUCCCCGCUACUCACUCUCUUUCCCCCUGCUCACUAUCUUCCCACCAGCUCGCUCCCUUCCCCCCCCCAUCACUUUGUUUAGGGUUGCUCACUCUGUUUCACCCUUGCUCCCUCUGUUUCACCAGUGCUUCCCCCCAUCCCCUUCCCUGCUUCCCCCCAUCCCCUUCCCUGCUUCCCCCCAUCCCCUUCCCUGCUUCCCCCCAUCCCCUUCCCUGCUUCCCCCCAUCCCCUUCCCUGCUUCCCCCCAUCCCCUUCCCUGCUUCCCCCCAUCCCCUUCCCUGCUUCCCCCCAUCCCCUUCCCUGCUUCCCCCCAUCCCCUUCCCUGCUUCCCCCCAUCCCCUUCCCUGCUUCCCCCCAUCCCCUUCCCUGCUUCCCCCCAUCCCCUUCCCUGCUUCCCCCCAUCCCCUUCCCUGCUUCCCCCCAUCCCCUUCCCUGCUUCCCCCCAUCCCCUUCCCUGCUUCCCCCCAUCCCCUUCCCUGCUUCCCCCCAUCCCCAUCCCUGUUUCCCCCCAUCCCCUUCCGUGCUUCCCCCCAUCCCCUUCCGUGCUUCCCCCCAUCCCCUUCCCUGCUUCCCCCCAUCCCCAUCCCUGUUUCCCCCCAUCCCCUUCCGUGCUUCCCCCCAUCCAAUUCCCUGCUUCCCCCCAUCCCCUUCUCUGUUUCCCCCCAUCCCCUUCCCUGCUUCCCCCCAUCCCCUUCCCUGCUUCCCCCCAUCCCCUUCCCUGCUUCCCCCCAUCCCCUUCCCUGCUUCCCCCCAUCCCCUUCCCUGCUUCCCCCCAUCCCCUUCCCUGCUUCCCCCCAUCCCCAUCCCUGUUUCCCCCCAUCCCCUUCCGUGCUUCCCCCCAUCCCCUUCCGUGCUUCCCCCCAUCCCCUUCCCUGCUUCCCCCCAUCCCCUUCCCUGCUUCCCCCCAUCCCCUUCCGUGCUUCUCCCCAUCCCCUUCCCUGCUUCCCCCCAUCCCCUUCUCCCAUCCCAUUCCCUUGCUCCCUAUGUUUCCCCUUGCUCACUCUGUUUCGCCCUUCUCACACCCUUCCCCCUCCUCUUUUUCCACCUUGCUCACUAUAUUCCCCGCUACUCACCCUCUUUCAUUCUGCUCACUAUCUUCCAACCAGCUCGCUCUCUUCCCCCCCACCACUUUGUUUAGGGUUGCUCAUUCUGUUUCACCAGUGCUCCCUCCCCCCCUUCUCUUCUCACUCUCGUCCCCCUUGCUCACUCUCUUCACUUCUUCUCACUCUGCUUCCCACUGCUUCCUCUCUUCCCCCCCUCUCACCAUAUCCCCCAAUGCAGGGUACAUGUGCCCAGCAGCAGAUGUUGUGGCUUUACCACGGCCUGGUAUAUUGAUCGCAGUGUAG
Closterium sp. Yama58-4 is the source of this 2700-nucleotide messenger RNA. NCBI's taxonomy places the organism in Eukaryota, Viridiplantae, Streptophyta, Zygnematophyceae, Desmidiales, Closteriaceae. The record is from the annotation of a GenBank genome assembly.